This is a messenger RNA of Limulus polyphemus (Atlantic horseshoe crab), 2598 nucleotides long. RefSeq lists its product as uncharacterized. The record is from RefSeq and is a predicted model, not a curated record. The transcript has 6 exons. The coding region runs from base 654 to 1910 and encodes 418 amino acids. NCBI's taxonomy places the organism in Eukaryota, Metazoa, Arthropoda, Merostomata, Xiphosura, Limulidae.
UAACAGAACGAGUUAUCUGUUCUUUCAAGACCAGUUUUAUAAAAGAACGAGUUAUCUGUUCUUUCAAGACCAGUUUUAUAAAAGAACGAGUUAUCUGUUCUUUCAAGACCAGUUUUAUAAAAGAACGAGUCAUCUGUUCUUUCAAGACCAGUUUAUAAAAGAACGUUAAUCUGUUCUUUUAAGACCAGUUUUAUAACAGAACGAGUUAUCUGUUCUUUCAAAGUCAGUUUUAUAAAAGAACGAGUCAUCUGUUCUUUCAAGACCAGUUUCAUAAAAGAACGAGUUAUCCGUUCUUUAAAAUAUUCAUAGGUACAAUCUGAGUGAUUGUUUAAUGUUAGCAUUAGCUGAGAUACAGUUAUUCGACACAGUUAUGUAUGCUCUUAUAUCUCUAGUAAAGGCGAACUACGUCACGGGCGAUCAACUAACCUCUAAAUGACAGGCGAAAUAUUUAUUGCUAGAAAAUCAUUUAAAAAAAUUGUAUUUUUCAAAUUCAAAAACAUUACCACGAUUAAUUAUCAUUCACCACACAUGUACGUGUUCUUUGUUACUCUAUACAGUACCAUCAUCCCGUGCGUUUAUAUUUGGAAAGAGCCCACGAUCAGGAGGAGUGGGAAGAAGCACUGAAAACUUGUGUCCACGCUUGUUCCCUCAGUAUGAACGGCUUAAAUCUCGAGUUCAGGGGUCUUCAGCGAGCCACGGAAUUUAAGAGAUAUCGGAUUGGAUCUGAGGACUACCGCAGUGCCACCAACCAGAGACUUGAUGAACUUAUCGAGCAGAAAACGAAUAUUUCCGAAAAGCAACAUCGUAGCACUAAACAGGAUCAGAGAUUCUACCAGAUGGCGUCCUUCAGCCACGCGCCAAAUACCAGGCAGGAAGAAAUUCUACGUGAACUCACCAAUUUAAGGCAGAGAAAGAUAUCUACCCAGCUUAAGAUCGACGCUCUUUCGAAACAACUUGGUGGAAAUCCAAACAAACCAAAUCCUCGAACAGUUACACAAGAAGCUCCUGAAGACAAAUCAUAUGUAGAGAAUCAAUUGAAAGAGCUCAAGACAACUUUACAAGAGAUAGAAAACAGCCUCGAAUCAGUUAGGAAACAAGCUGAACAAACCUUACGAAAGUUGAGUAUCAGUUAUGAUGACCUCAUUCAUCCAGGUUUGGACAAGAGAUACCCGUUAGAUUCCACCACGUUGAAACAGACUUCCUUCCUGGAAUACAUAUCAAAGUCCGAAGAGGACUGUCGUAGAGUCCUGAUGAAGUCAAAAUCGGCGAAAUUUUUUGGUUCCCUUAAGUCCAAAAAGUAUUUUGAAAAAGAUGAUCAAAUGAAUGAAGAACGAACAUCGUGUCCAUCCUUGAGCAGAUCAUACACGACAGAUAUACCGGUGUCGCUUCAGUCAGGAAAAGCUUCGAGAAACCGUAGAAUCGAAUCUUUAAUGACGUCAGUGAAAACCAGAAGAAGUCCACUGAGACUUUUUGGUAAUUUCGUGGAUUCUCAGAUUCGAGGUCGUCUCGGAUCUCAGAGAAGACACAAAUCUGCGGAACGCUUACUAACAGAAACACAUGAAAAAAAUGAAAAGUUUAGCCUUCGUUCGUCGACGACGGAAGACAUCAAUACAGUUGAUGCUUUAAAGAGGGAGUCUUCGGGGUUCCAAGAACGAACUCUGAAAAAACAAGAGCUGGUAGAGACCUCUAACGGCGACAGUAAACACUCGAGACAUGACAGUGGGCCCCUAAAGGUUCCAUCUUCUAAAACCGAAAAAAAUAAAGUCAAAAACGUAGACAAAGAAGAAAAUAGAGACGAAGAAUCUCUGCAAAUUGUACGGACGAAAAUUGACCCCGGAGCUCUAGCUGAAAUUGAGGCUUUUGAGAAGAUGACGGUGGAGUACUUACAGAAUCGCCACCUCUCCAUCUGACGUCACUCAAGCUAACACUGGGCGCGUGUCACACGGAUCAGCUCGUGACACCGAGUGACCAGUCCUUAAGUUGGGUAACUAUCCGACCAAUGAGGAAGAUAUUCAAGAUGGCGGAGAGUAAUCUUUUUAGCAUCAGUACUGGCAUGUUUAUUAAUCGACGAAUCUGUGUGUGAUGAUGUAAAUACUGUUCUAUAUCAAAACUGAAUACGAAUGGAUAUGCCGAAACAUAUCGGUACAUCAUCACUACUGAUAAAACAAAGCCUUUAUUAAGAUAUAUUUGACUGUUAAUGGUGAAAAUAAUAACUCCUAUAACUUAAUAAUAUGAAAAAGUAAACUGAAUAAAUACCUUCGGAGGGUCUUAUCGUCCCUUCAGCAGCGGUGGUAGUGUGGCUUCCAAUGUUGUUAGUCAACACGAUCGUUUCCUCUGGCGGCUGCAAUCUGACUUAACUCACCGAGGACGUAAAUAAAGUUUGCUCACGUGCUAAGUUGAGCGCAAGAAAGCUCGCGAGGAGCUUAAAAGUGAACGAACCUUACGGCCUCAAGGAGAGAAAGUGUGAUCCGCGCAGUCGCUUAACGCAUCCAGUGAGUUUAUGGAGCCUUUCGGCUCGUGCUAAUUAUUCUGUCUCUUUUGAUAAUCAUAAGCGUUUUGUAUAACAUAAAUAAAGCAUUACCUUGUUUCUAAUACAAU